This is a messenger RNA of Prunus persica (peach), 1554 nucleotides long. RefSeq lists its product as uncharacterized. NCBI's taxonomy places the organism in Eukaryota, Viridiplantae, Streptophyta, Magnoliopsida, Rosales, Rosaceae. The transcript is spliced from 8 exons. The record is from RefSeq and is a predicted model, not a curated record. The coding region runs from base 1 to 1419 and encodes 472 amino acids.
AUGGCCCCCAAGAGACUAAGAGAACAAUCAAUGGAGGAAUUGAUUCCCGCAUCUCCUGUGAGAGCUAAAAAGAGUAGGUCACAAGCACGAUCAUCUCAACUACAUGGAUCAAUUUCGAGUCAGCCUCAACUUGUUGCAUCUAGGCGGCCUCAACCUACCACAUCGAAUCAAUCUCAACGACAAGCACCAUCUAUGUCUGUUCAAUCUCAACAACAAGCAUCAACUGUGAGACUGACACAGUCUCAAGAGACACAACAAUGUCACCCCAAUUUGUCUACUCCUAGUCAUGAGGACGAGCCUUUGAUAACGCCAUCAGAUGAAACAGGUGAAAUUGAGCCUACCAUGAACGGUCGGGGUGCUGCUUGUUCUAUUGCUGAAUGGGGGACUGGAACAAAAUUGCACAUUGAUUUUGAUACUAAAUGGAAAUGGAAGCCAAUAAAAGAAAAUGCACAAAAAUUUAGUACACAACUGGGAGUUAUAGCACGAAAUGCCCGAAAGGUCCCUUUGACAAAAGUUUCAUGGAGUGGUAUGCCUGAUCAUAUAUUAGAUGACAUUUGGAAAGAUGUGCAGGAUAACACGGAUGUCCCUGACGCAUAUAGACCCCAUUGCUUAAAGAUUGUUGGUAACAGAUGGAGAGAUUGGAAAUGUCGGCUUAAGAAAGAAUGGUAUGACAAAUAUGAGACCAAUGAAGAGCGUUUAGCCAUCACUCCUCCUCAAGUCCCUACAGACCAAUGGAAGAUACUUGUAAAGUAUUGGGGUCUGCCUGAUGUUAAGGAAUGUUCUGAAGCAAAUAAGGCUAAUCGUGCACUAGGAAGUGCCCCUCAUAGGACCGGUCGUACUUCUUUUGCUCAAGUGAAAAAUCAGAUGGAAGAGAAAGGAGAGAAAACAGAUCGGUUGAGCUUGUUUAUGCAGACGCGAAAAAAGAAAAAAAAGAAUGACGAUGAGGAAGUUUUUGACUAUGAGAGUGCAAAUAUUAUUAAUCAAUUCAAUCAAUACUUGGAAGAAAGGGAGGAGCAUGAACAAGACGAGGAUUAUAGAGAAGAGGUGUUUUCUAAAGUUAUGGGACCUGAUGGACAUGGACGUGUUCGUAUGUAUGGGACAGGUAUUACUCCAUCUCAAGUGUUUGGUCAAAGUUCAAGAGUUCCUGAUAUUAAUGAGAAUAGCAUACGAGAGGAGCUAGAGAGACAAUACCAAUCCCAAAUAGAUGAUCUUAAAUCUCAUUAUGAAUCUAAACUUGGAGAUCUCCAAUCCAAGUAUGAGGAUCUGAGUUCGCAAAUCCAUCUCAUGAAAGCUCAUGUUGGUUUCCAAGCUAACCCAACUGAAAGUGGAAGUGAACAGAUUCCAGAUGCAUCAAGCCUGCACCAACGAAGACUUAGUGUGAGUAGUGAACAACAGCAUCAAUUUGACCCAGAAGCAUAAAAGCAUGAAGCAAUUGUUUUCAUUAAAGGUUCGGGUGAAGGAUCAAAGACAAUCAUAAUUCUCUUAGUAUAAUCUUGUGAACUUUGUUUGGACUUUUGAAACCAAAAAUGUGUUUAUUCACUUUAGAGACAAUGU